Molecule: messenger RNA, 1570 nt
Organism: Limanda limanda (common dab)
Lineage: Eukaryota; Metazoa; Chordata; Actinopteri; Pleuronectiformes; Pleuronectidae
Gene: cdc42l
Product: cell division cycle 42, like
Exons: 6
Coding region: 57-632 (191 amino acids)
Biological process (GO): small GTPase-mediated signal transduction; modification of synaptic structure
Cellular component (GO): dendritic spine
Molecular function (GO): GTPase activity; GTP binding
Source: RefSeq, a predicted model, not a curated record
CUCAGCGACCCUCAAACCCGGAUGUAACCAACGCCUAGGCUGCCAGAAGAAAAGCGAUGCAGACUAUAAAAUGUGUAGUGGUAGGAGACGGUGCAGUAGGAAAGACCUGCCUACUGAUCUCCUACACAACCAACAAGUUCCCCUCAGAAUAUGUGCCCACGGUAUUUGACAAUUAUGCUGUGACGGUGAUGAUCGGGGGGGAGCCCUACACACUCGGCCUUUUUGACACAGCAGGUCAGGAGGAUUAUGACAGGCUGCGUCCUCUCAGUUACCCACAGACAGACGUGUUCCUCGUAUGUUUCUCUGUCGUCUCCCCCUCAUCUUUUGAAAAUGUCAAAGAAAAGUGGGUUCCUGAGAUUUCUCACCACUGCCCACGCACACCCUUCCUGUUAGUGGGCACACAGAUGGACCUGCGGGAAGACAGCAACACAAUUGAGAAGCUGGCAAAGAACAAACAGCGGCCCCUCUAUCCUGAGAUGGGAGAGAAGCUGGCACGUGAGCUCAAGGCCGUCAAAUACGUGGAGUGCUCUGCUCUGACACAGCGAGGGCUUAAGAAUGUGUUUGACGAGGCGAUCCUGGCAGCAUUGGAGCCUCCAGAGACCAAAACCAAGAGAAAGUGCAUUCUGCUAUAGACGAACAACCACAUUGAGAGACGUGAUAGCGUAAGAGAUAGCUGGGGUGAAUCGAAACACCGGAGCAAUCAAUGGCCAUUAUGAAUAAAAGGACAAAACAAAAGGGGAAGGGAGGUACAAUGCCAUUGAGACUUAUUCUAAUACACGCGUACACUGAUUGUGCCUUCAAUAUAAACAUUGAAAGAGGCUGAGCAGCGAAACUUCAGCAGUAAAUCCAGCAAGUGUCACCUAUCUCCUUUUCUGAAAGCUUUUCCAAACUGCAGUGUUGUCUCUACAAACAUUCAGGUGGGGCGGGCCCCCCCUGCCUGUCACUGUUGCUCCAUUUUUUAUUUUUUUAAAGAAAGAUUCAUUUCUAUAGUUGCCUUUAGCUUCCUCUGAGUUUUACCUCUUGCAGUCAUUUGGGGCUUUUAAACACUCGAGUUACAUUUAACAUUAAGUUUUUAGUGAACUUUAGUUAGUACAUUUAAGGGGGCAACUUAAUGUUAAAUGGUGUUUGCUUUAUUUUCGGACCCUUGUGGAUUGAAUAAUGAAAGCAUGAGAGAUUUAUUGUCACUCCAAACAAAGGUAGCUCUCUGAAAUGAUUUCUCUCUUCCAAACUUUGGUGAGAGGCCAAGUGCAUUUUCACCAAUUCCUCUUCUGUAGAUUACUUUUAUUAUUUUAUUCUCCUUUUGUUUAUACUGUGUUAAUUCUGUGACUUUGUUUUGGGAUUUAUUUUGUUGCAUUUAUUCAUUUGAAACUUGACUUUUUAUUUUAUCCAGAUUUUUUUUCUAUUGCUAGACUACCAACCUUGAGUCAACGAUAAUAUAACAAAUUAAGUUGUGAUAUUUUCAAUAGAUCUCAACCUCGACUGAGAAUGAGAUGAUAACAUUUGAUAGUAAAUUUCUGGGUGUUUGUAAUCACAGGAUAUUUUUAAUAAAAAUGGUUCAAUGAUAUUCAAA